AGCGCGGCAAAUUUGACAAGCACAAAAACCGCACCCAAAACAAAACGGCCAAAAAAAAAAGGUACAACAAAAUGGAAGGGGCACAUCUUCUCUGUCAUGUAAUGACUCUUCGAGAGAAAAACAACAAAACAAAUGAAAAGUUCGUCAUAGGUUCGCCGAAUGUUUCGACAAAAGGGGUAGAGCGUUUGAUGGGUGGAACUGGAAGAUCAGCUCUGCAGCCGAUGUCUUUGAACGCAGGUUUGACGGGUUUGGUCCCGAGUUUAGAAUCCAAAGCGAGCCGUCAACUUCGGUCUGUCAAACGGGCUGUCGGAACAUUCAAAGCGAAGAUGAAACCAUCUGGUAGGAAAUGCCAAAGCACCAAGCGUCGUCUGCUAGAUAUGACUGUAUCAGCAACCCCACAAACACCAGAGGGCGUCCUCCGUCUAGUACAGUCCCCACUGCCAAACUCGGCCUUUGCAACACCCAGAAACACACGAUGUUAUCGGGAUACAGCUCAGAUGCUUACCCCAUACUCACCGCUAGAGGGGCUUCGAAGGUCUGAGAGAAUUGCAAGUAGAACACCGACUCCGAUGAAAUACGCUCCACGAUCUUCAACAAGAAGGCACCAACCUAGAAGGCUUCAAACCCCAGGACGAUUUGAAGGUGAGCUCGACAGUGUAACAGCCAGGAUUAAUGUACUAGCACAGAGCAUGAAGGUCUUUGAACACAUGGAAACUGGCAUCACAAAAACUAUUGCAAGACAGGAAAGCAACAACAGCGUGACAGAAAUAAAGGUAGAGUCAAAAGAUGGUGAAGCUAAAAAGGCACUGAGGGGAAAGCGUACCAGCAGCCUGACAAGUCUGAAGGAGAGCCUGCAGAAGCGCUUGAAGAAACAACCUUCGGAUGCGGACAUGGAAGCGACCAGGGAAGAGACAACGAAGGAAGAGACACAGAAGCGAAAAAGAACCAAGGAUAAAACAUCAAAGGAAGAGUCUGCAAAGGAAAAUGAGAGCACGGGAAAGAAGAUGCAGAAACGCCAGAGUAGUUUGUCCAAUGUGAAAGAGGAUCUACGACGAAGUAUAAAGCCAAGAAAGCGCCAACAUCCACAAAAGAAGGUCAUCAUUGAAAACGAGGUUGAAGGAGAGAGUGAAAAUAUUCCUCUAAUUCUCUAGAAAUAAAAGCCUGCCUGACAUUUUGUUCUUGCAAGGGCAAGCAACUGUUUCCUUCUUAAAUGGCCCUCUACAAUGUACAUGUAUGAGGGAAUAUUUCAUCAAAGGGCACCCUAUGAUGAAAUUGUAAAUAUCUACUGUAGCAUUUCAAGGGCACCAAGGCAAUUUCCAGGGGCAUGGAGGCAAUCACUGAAGUAUCAGGCCUGCAGGGGCAUGGAGGUGAUUUCCUCUGAUGCCCACUUUAAGUAUUAGGCCUGUAUGGCAUGAAUGGGUUUUCUAAAGACAGGUGUAUGUUGCCCAAGUUCUAUAUUUUACUACACAAUGUGGUUCAGAAUUUUGGGACAAGCAAAUUCUAGUGCACAAUUAGUUUCAUUCUUAAAGGUGUUGGGCCUUAUUAUACUCAAAGUUGAUAACUUUGGAUUGGGGUGGCAGGGAAUUGAAACGCUGAAUUUUUCUGCUUUAUGAAUAUCAGUGCAUUAGAUUUGAACCAAACAUUUUUGUUAUAAUAAUUUUUAUAACAAAACAUUGAGAUUUUGACUUGUUGACUCUGAAGUAUAUUUUAAUGUGCAUGAAUGGUUACGAUAACCCCAUUAUAUUAAUCUUUACCUAGCUUUUAUCUAAAUUAUCUAUGUAUCAAUGCUUAUAAUGUAACAUUUGUAUGUUUUUUAUGUGUAUAAUGUUCAUGUAAUGAAUAUUAUAUCCGAAACUAACUUCUACUAAAACUAAAAAUACAGCUGAAGUUCAUAUUUAUAUCCCGUUUCAAAAUGUAUACUUAAUAGGCAAAAUUUUAAUACUAUUCAAAGGUGAAUAUUGAAUACUUUUUAACCUGUGGUGAAGUGCAAAUUGUAUAAAGAGGUAAAGCAUUUGGAAGGAAUUUUUUUAACAUGUUUGCAAAGAAAACGCUGAUCCAUCAAGCUCUGCUUUGACCAAUCCCAACAGUAAAGAUUUCCCUAAAACGCCAACAAAACUCUGCUACAUGAAAAAUCUUGAAACAAAAUGAAGCUAAGUUUCUGCUAACCUAUGAAUACUUGGUGUUAGCGUGCUAUUCCCUGCUUUCGUAAGCACAGAUUCUCUGCUUACGUUAAGCAGAGCCUUUGCUUAAAAGCAGUGAAAGUGGGCCCUGUACAGUCUACACAAGUCGGAAUGGAGCUCCCCAUGGGAGCUCCGUUAGCAGACGGUCGCUACGGUGGGUGUAGACUGGGCACCCGUCUUUAUCCACAAGGAUAAAGACAGGUACCUGCUACUCAGUUCCAGUGAUUCCAUUGGAUACAAUGAUA
Asterias rubens (European starfish) is the source of this 2425-nucleotide messenger RNA. RefSeq lists its product as uncharacterized. Lineage: Eukaryota; Metazoa; Echinodermata; Asteroidea; Forcipulatida; Asteriidae. Bases 72 to 1151 code for a protein of 359 amino acids. The record is from RefSeq and is a predicted model, not a curated record. The transcript is spliced from 5 exons.